AUGCAAAUGUAUGAAGCACAUCGUAUAUGGAAACAAGAACUCAAAAUGCCCGAUGUUCAUACUAACGAAAAGGAUUCAUAUGUAUGUGCAUAUUUUCAGCCACCAUCACUAAAUGAAACUAAUUUCAUUCGAGAAAUUCUUCCUGAUGCUAAUCGUUCUACUGUACAUCAUAUCAUUCUAAAAGGUUGUUCAUAUCCUGUUAAAACAAUGGGUCAGCUACAACGUUGUGGACAUUGUGAAACAGUUCUGUAUGCAUGGGCUAUGAAUGCUCCACCAUUACGUUUCCCAUUAGGUGUUGGAUAUCCAGUUGGCAUAAAUGCACUAAUUAAAGGAUUUGAAAUGGAAGUUCAUUAUUUAAAUCCAGUGAAAUUUGAUCAAUCUGGAUUAAAUUAUGAUGCAGUAAUACCACCUGGUAGAAAAAAUUAUCCCGUAGAUAUAUCAUGUCGUAUUUCAUCUAGUUUACCUAUAACAGUAAUGGCAAUACGUGGACAUACUCAUGCAUUAGGUCGAUCUGUUGUAGGCUAUCGAUUGCCAUAUGGACAAAGACCAGCACAAUUACUCGGUCGAGUUAAUCCUCAAAUACCACAAGCAUUUUAUCCAUUGAAACAGUUAGAUUCUGAAUUCGAUUCAGUGGAGAUUGGUGAAGAUGAUAUUUUAUUAGCACGUUGUGUAUACGACAGUACAUCAAGAACAAAGGAUGUCAGGAUGGGAUUUACACAUCAUGACGAAAUGUGUAAUCUGUAUAUUUUAUAUCAUAGUAGCCCCCUAAAUACAUUCGGAGAUCAAAAAGGAUUCUGCACUUCAAAUGAAUAUGAAUCGAAAUGGGAGUUAAUACAAGAGAAUGUCAGUGAAUCAACUAGAAAGUCUUCUCUGGUGACUGAAACAUCUAGUGUUGACUCAAAAAAAUCAUCAACUGAAAUGUUACUGACCACAAUACAUCCAAUUGAAAUUGUUCGAACGCCAUCAUCAUCAUUAUCUGAGAAUGUGCUGUUUCAUGAUACAAUUUUACUGGGACAGGCAAGCAGCGUUGAGACGCGUACAAUUAGUAACGGUCAACAUGAACUGAUUGUUUUACACCGUGGGUCGAAUAUAUGGACAGAUAAUUCAUUUAAUAAACGAUAUAUUUAUCAAAAUGGAGCAGAUUUCAUAAAAACGGAUACAGUUUUACAUAUGAAUCCAAUCACUGGAGAUAUUGAACAGAAAUGGGGAAGUAACAUGUUUAUUUUACCACACAGCAUAACACUAAGUUAUUUUAGUGAUACGAAUACAACAAGUGAUCGUGAUCAACAACAACAUAGACGAAGAGAUGGAACACCAUCUUCUGUAUGGAUAACUGAUGUAGCUCUACAUCAAGUAUUCAAAUUCAAUUGGAUGAGAUGGGAGAAGCCCAGUUUAGUUCUUGGUAUACCUGGUAAACCUGGUAAUAAUAUGAAGCAAUUUUGUCAGCCAUCAGAUGUUGCAAUAUCCAGUACAGGUGAGGUAUUUGUCGCAGAUGGUUAUUGCAAUUCACGAAUUGUCAAAUUUUCACCAAAUGGUACAUAUUUAACUGAAUGGUCAGCUUUAGGUUUAUUGAAUCAAGAUUAUCAAGGUGAUAUGUCACAUGCACCAAAUUCAUUUUUACAAGAUUAUUUGCCAACUGAAGUUUUAUAUACAGAGCCAAAUUAUGAGUCAAAUAUGGAUAUGAGCAAAUUCGAUUUCAAGGUGGUACACAGUUUGACUAUCAUUCCUAGUGAAGAUGGUAGCCUUGAACAAGUAUGUGCAGCAGAUCGGGAGAAUGCAGCUGUAUUAUGCUACACACUGGAUGGUAAACUGAUUAGACGUUAUGCAGAUUCAGCUUUACAGCCUUCAGUCUAUGCAAUUCAAUAUGAUCCAGAGCACAAAGUUAUUGUUGGGCUAACUGGUCGCACCUAUGCGUCUGUUAUCUACUCAUCUUUGAGUAAUGAUAAUGUUUGGUUAGCACCAAAUCUAUUCUUUCUAAAUCUCUAUAAACCGAAGAGUUUAGAAGAAAUAAUUAACAAACCAUACAAUCCUUAUUGGGCUGUAGCAUACCAAGGUUCUGGAUUAGUUGGAUUCUUUUCUGCUUACAAUAUAAUGUCACCACAUGAUUUGACUUUAUCUCCUAGAAGUGAUAUGAUUUAUGUCUCAGAAAUUAAUCCAAAUGUAGUUCAUCGAUUUGAAAUAUUAAAUAAACCUGAUGGUAAAGAUAUGGAUACAGGAAAUGAGAUUGCUGAAAUUGUUGCUGUCACCAAUUAUCAAAUAUGGAAUUUGCAUACACUUACACCAUAUCAGUUAACUGGUCUUUCAGUGAUAUUAUUCCUUGUAAUUAUUUUUCUGUUAUUUGGUUGUAUACGCUUAUGUUGGUGUAGACGUCGGAUUAGUAGUGGUGGUAGUAUCCGACGAAAUAAACGAGAAAGUGAUAAAGUAUUUGCCAUAUCCCACAAAAACACUGAUUCAAACACUAUGAAUGGUAUUUGUUCACGUUAUUCAACGAAAAAAACCACGAAACGAAGUAAAGAAGCUGGUUUUCGACCACUUAUACGUAACAGUAAUGGCUCAGAUUAUUUUGCUGAACAAGAGAUUGAUGAUUAUAUUGAUGAUGAAGGAGAAGGAGUAGGGGAAAAUGGUGAUGAAGAUGUGCUUAUGGAUGCUUAUGCAGAUCGUCACUUGUUGAGACAAAGUGAUAAAUUAGUGGGAAAUACUACUAAAAAGUCUCGUUCUACCACUCUUUCAUCGAAAUUAUUUAGACUUAAAACCGGUGUUAAUCGGUCAGAUUCAGUAGCUUAG
Molecule: messenger RNA, 2784 nt
Organism: Heterobilharzia americana
Lineage: Eukaryota; Metazoa; Platyhelminthes; Trematoda; Strigeidida; Schistosomatidae
Source: the annotation of a GenBank genome assembly